AUGACCUUCGAACGCAAGCACCUCUCACGAUGGGUCCCGGCUGACCACCGGCUGCUCAUGCCAUUGCUCCUGGCAGCCACCGUUGUCAACUCAGCAACUCUAGGAUACGACUCGUCUGUCAUGAACGGUCUUCUGAUCCUCCCAUCCUACUCCGAAUACUUCCACCUGACAACUGCGACUGAAGGUCUUAACAAUGCCGCUAUGUGGAUGGGAGGUAUACUCGGUGCUUUCCUCAUGCAGCCUGUUCCCGACUAUUUUGGUCGUCGACGAGCAAUCUACAUUGCUGCGGUCGUCACUGCUAUCGGCAUCAUCCUCCAGGCAGCUGCUCAGAACAUUGGCAUGUUUGUCGUCGCCCGAAUCAUUGUUGGUAUCGGCUCUGCCAUCAGUAAUGGCGCGGCGCCAACUCUUCUAGGAGAGCUCUUGCCUCCUCGUCGACGUGCCCGGGUUCUAGGCCUCUUCUUCUCGUGCUACUACGUCGGAAGUCUGCUGUCGUCCAUUGUCAACUACGGUAGCCAAAACAUCGACAGCACCUGGUCGUGGCGACUGCCUUCGCUCCUGCAGUUUAUUCCCAGUGUUUUAUCUGUCCUCAUCGUACCGUUUGUACCCGAAUCUCCUCGCUGGCUGAUUGCUCAGGGACGCAGCGACGAGGCCUGGGAAGUGCUUAUCCUGAUGCAAGGCAAGGGUAAAACAGAUCUUCAGAAAGGGGACGAGCAACUGCGUGAGAUCAAGGACACGAUUGCGCGCGAGGCUCAGGGAUACCCUCGCAAUCCGUGGAGGGAAAUCGUCUCCAGCAAGGCCAACCGGAGAAGGCUUGUGAUCCUGUGCACGUUUGGUCCGAUGAUUAACAUGUUUGGCAAUUUUAUCAUCUCAUUCUACCUGACCAAGAUCCUCAGCCAGGCUGGGAUCACUGACACAGUGACUCAGACUCAGGUCCAAGUAAUUAUCAAUUGCUGGUCCUUUGCGAUCGCGAUUUUCGGAAGUUUUAUGCUCGAUAUACUCGGUCGUAGAAAGCAAAUGUUCAUUGGCGCUGGUGGUAUGGUUGCCACUCUACUCAUGAUUGGGGGUCUAAUCAAACGAUACGGCAAUAGCACCCAUACUUCUGGAAUCUACGGGACAAUUGCUGUUAUAUUCCUCUUCCAGGGCUUCUAUGCCUUCUCAGUUUCGCCAAUGACAAGUUUGUAUCCUACGGAAGUGUCGCCUUUCAAGCUUCGUACGACGGGUAUUGCUAUUUUCCGCAUGCUCGAUUCUGGAUUUGGUCUCCUCGCAUCCUUUGCAAUGGCCUACGCGAUGGCUGAUCUCGGGUGGAAGUUCUAUUUCAUCAAUGCUGCAUGGGACUUUGUUUUCCUCAUCAUUGCAUAUUUUACCUUUGUUGAGACCAAGGGACUCGAGCUGGAGGAAAUAAACGCAAAGUUUGAGGGAGCAGAGGUAAUUACCGCGGUUGUCCCUGGCUCGGAGUCCCAGAGUAGUAACAAGGGUGGUGUCGUGGACAAGGCGCGUGAGGUUUAG
Molecule: messenger RNA, 1506 nt
Organism: Aspergillus calidoustus
Lineage: Eukaryota; Fungi; Ascomycota; Eurotiomycetes; Eurotiales; Aspergillaceae
Source: the annotation of a GenBank genome assembly